CUCCCCCCCCGCACCGAUGGCGGCCCCCGCGGGCGCGCCGCCGGCGGCGGAGGCGGCGCGCCGAGGGGCGGGCGCGCCGCCGCGGUGCGGGGCAGGGCAGAAGCGCAGGGCCGCGCCGCAGAGCCCGGCGGCGGAGCCCCUACAGCCCAGCGGCCUCGGCAGGGUGUCCCUGGUGGGCGCGGGCCCGGGGGAUCCUGAGCUGCUGACGCUCAAGGCGGUGCGGCGCCUGGAGGCUGCAGAGGUGGUGCUGCACGACGCGCUGCUCCCGGAGGAGAUCCUGGCGAUGGUGCCCGCCUCGGCCGAGCUCGUCAACGUGGGCAAGCGCUGCGGCAUGGCCCGCGACCGCGGCGCCCAGCAGCUGGAGAUCAACCAGCUGCUGCUCUCGCACGCCAGGCGGGGUCGCAGCGUGGUGCGCCUCAAGUGCGGCGACCCCCUCAUCUUCGGGCGCGGCGGCGAGGAGCUGGAGUUCCUGGCCGAGCACGGCGUGGCAGCGGAGGUGGUGCCGGGCAUCUCGGCCUGCCUGGGGGCCGCCGCGUCGCUGCAGGUUCCGCUGACGCACCGCACCUGCGGCGCGAACCAGGUGCGGCUGCUGGUGGGGCAGACCAAGGCCAUGGUGCUGCCGGACCUGGACUGGGCGGAGCUGGCCCAGAACGUACACAAGCAGUCGGUAGUGUUCUACAUGGGGUUCAAGUCGCUCGACACCAUAUGCGAACGCCUGUUGGCCCACGGCGCACCCGAGGAGACGCCGAUGAUGUUGGUGGAGUCUGCCACGACGCCCCACGAGUCGGCGCUGGCCGGCACGGUGAAGACCCUGCCCGGCCUCGCCAGGGAGCGCCCCGGCCGGGGCGGCCCCGUGCUCAUGUUCCUCGGGCACACCGUGGCGUUCCCGCAGCGGCUCGAGCAGCUGUCUGGGGGCAGGGUCGUCAAGCGCCAGAGGGUCGGAGACUUGGACGAGAGCUGAGGCGCGCGCGGCAAGCAGAGGCAGUCAUGCCCAGGCUCGACGAGCCAACAGAAACGGCACCACGACCCCCUCCCAAAACCAAUAUCGUCCAGAGGAGGGGGUCGGGGGAGCAGCUGAGCGCCGACUCGAGGUGGCCGCUCGGCCCUCCGGACGCGUAUGCCUCGGCCGUUUUCGGAUGUUCACCCUCUGGACGUCUGCACACAUUGCAGCCCGCCAGCUCUGUUCGAGCGGCCCGCUGGAGCGUAGAGCGCCCAGGGGGGCGCCAAGGAACCUCGGCGGCCCACGGAACGCAGGAGGAGGAGGAGGGCACGUGAUGAGCAACGCUCUCAG
Molecule: messenger RNA, 1291 nt
Organism: Prorocentrum cordatum
Lineage: Eukaryota; Dinophyceae; Prorocentrales; Prorocentraceae
Source: the annotation of a GenBank genome assembly